AUAGUGCGCGCUCUCGCGACACCGAUGCCGAUGGAGACGCUCGUCUCCGCCAAAGCUGGAAUUGUGGAGUGAGAUCCGGGGGGAAGUAGGGCUGACGACGGGCGACGAGCUCCGGGCGAGGACAAAUUGAAGAUGCUGGCGGGGGCAGCUGCAGGUUGCGCAGCAAUAACCGGCUCCCGGAGGCAAAUGGGCCAGAGCUCCGACGUGACGCGCAGAAUUCAUCACACUUCGCCACUUAGCACAACAGAGUGAAACCCCGCCAGACACCUACGCCAGGCCAUCAUGUGGAUAUGUAAUGCAGGCUAGUGUAGAUGAGACAGACAUGAAAGAGUAGCGGGUUACAUACGUUAUUGUGUUGUUUUUCCAUAAGAUGGCACCAAUGUCUUACGAAUGAGGCAAUAAAAGGAAACGACCAAACAAUCCCCUCCAUUCAGAGGCUUUUAUGCUUCAUACUCCCCCCCCCCCCCCCCCCAUCACCAUCACCACCCCACCAUUUAAAGUUAAUCUGGCUGUAGUAAUCCCCUAGUCAGAGAACAGUAUAGAAUCUCAUACUGUAGGGGGCUGAGAGAGAGAGGAGGCAAGAUGUACGGGAGCGCUCGCUCCGUCGGGCACGCCGAGGGCAGCCCUGCCCGCUCGUCCCGCCUGCCCAGGUCCCCUCGCCUGGGCCACCGGCGCCUGGGCGGCAGCGGGGUUAUCAGCGGAGGCGGUGGAGAAGGAGUAGCAGUAGGAGGCAGAGGAGGAGGAGGAGGAGGAGGAGGGAAGACCCUCUCCAUGGAGAACAUCCAGUCGCUGAACGCCGCCUACGCUGCCUCGGGGCCAGUCUACCUGGGUGACCAUGAUGUGAUGACGUCCAGCGCCUACCCCAAGGCCACCAUGACCCUGGGUCGGGCCACCAACCGGGCCUCGUACAGCAGCCGCGCCACGGCCAUGGGCAGCAGCCCCAACAUCAACAUGGAGCCGGCCGGGGGCUACCGGGAGCGGGACCGGGACAGCGACACCACCAUGCACCUGCACUCGCUGCAGAGCGGGGGUGGCGGAUCGGCGACGUCGUCGCUGUUGCGGCAGGCGGUGCGUGGUGGCUCGGAGAGCCCCCUGCUGGACAUGCAUACGCAGCUGCGGGAGCUGCAGAGGGAGAACGACCUGCUGCGGCAGGAGCUGGACGUUAAGGACAACCAGCUGGGCUCGUCCAUGAACAGCAUCAAGAGCUUCUGGAGCCCCGAGCUGAAGAAGGAGCGGAGCCUGCGCAAGGACGAGGCCGGACGCACCUCCGUGGUCCGCGAGCAGAUGAGGGUGAGCCAGGACGAGAACCAGCACUUGCAGAUGACCAUCCAGGCCCUGCAGGACGAGCUGCGCACCCAGCGGGACCUGAACCAGCUGCUGCAGCAGGAGAGCCGCAGCAGCGUCGGGGGCGGCGUGAGCCCCGAGCGCCUGUCGGCCGUGGAGCCCACCGAGGAGAACUUCCAGCGGCUGCAGACGGAGCACGAGCGGCAGGCCAAGGAGCUGUACCUGCUGCGCAAGACGCUGGAGGAGAUGGAGCUGCGCAUCGAGAGCCAGAAGCAGACGCUGGCCGCCCGCGACGAGUCCAUCAAGAAGCUGCUGGAGAUGCUGCAGACGGGCAAGGGGCUGCCCGGCAGCCUGGCCGACGGAGAGGGCGUCGGGGGGCUGCGCGCCCGCCGCGAAGCGGAGGAGCAGCUGGGCCACCUGGAGGUCAUCUUGGAGCAGAAGGAGAAGGAGAACCUGCACCUUAGGGAGGAGCUGCACCGCCGGAACCAGCUGCAAGCUGACCCCACCAAGACCAAGGCCCUGCAGACCGUCAUCGACAUGAAGGACACCAAGAUCGCCUCCCUGGAGCGCAACAUCCGCGACCUGGAGGAUGACAUCCAGAUGAUGAAGACCAACGGCCUGCUCCACACAGACGGGGCCGAGCGCGAGGAGGACCUCAAGCAGGUGGAGGUCUACAAAAGCCACUCCAAGUUCAUGAAAAGCAAGAUUGACCAGCUGAAGCAGGAGCUGUCGAAGAAAGAGUCAGAACUGCUGGCCCUGCAGACCAAGCUGGAGACCCUGACCAAUCAGAACUCCGACUGCAAGCAGCACAUCGAGGUGCUGAAAGAGUCCCUCUCUGCCAAGGAGCAGAGAGCCAACAUCCUGCAGACCGAGGUUGAUGCUCUGCGGUUGCGUCUGGAGGAGAAGGAGUCGUUCCUGAACAAGAAGAGCAAGCAGCUGCAGGAGCUGACCGAAGAGAAGGGCACGCUGAGCGGAGAAAUCCGGGACAUGAAGGACAUGCUGGACGUCAAGGAGCGCAAGGUCAACGUCCUGCAGAAGAAGAUUGAGAACCUGCUGGAGCAGCUGAAGGACAAGGACAAGCAGCUGGGCAGCCUGAGAGAACGAGUGAAGUCCCUGCAGACCGACUCCAGCAACACAGACACGGCCCUAUCCACUCUAGAAGAGGCCCUGUCUGAGAAGGAGCGGAUCAUCGAGCGACUGCGAGAGCAGCGUGAGAGGGACGAUCGGGAGAAGCUCGACGAGCUGGACACCUACAAGCGUGAGAACAAGGAGCUGAAGGACAAGCUGGCGUCCCUGCAGAGCCAGCUCACCAACAAAGAGUCCUCUCUGAUAGACCUGAAAGAGCAGGCGUCGUCGCUGGCCUCCGAGGCCCUGAAAAAGGACUCCAGACUCAAAAGCCUGGAGCUGGCCGUAGAGCAAAAGACCCAGGAGUAUAGUAAACUGGAGGGCCAGCUGCAGAAGAACCCCGGCAGGAUUGAAGGGAAACCCGCGGCCUUGGAGGUGGAGGAGGCGGCACGGCGUAACCCUGAGAUGGCGGAGCGUCUGAAGGCUCUCGAGGGCGAGGUGGCGCAGCACAAGGAGGAGUCUGGGAAAUCGAAGGCCGAGGUGGAGAGACUGCUGGGCCUCCUCAGGGACGUGGAGGCUGAGCGCGCCGACAAGGACCAGAGGCUCGCCGAGCUGGAGAGAGCCUCCUCUGCUAAGCCCCUCCCAGUGUCCGCCAGUCCACAGCAGUGGGGCGGGCUAAUGUUGGACUUCUUUGGAAAGCAAGCGAAGCUGCCAAACGUUAAAGCCACACAGCCUGCUCAGUCGAGUCAGAAGAAGGAUGGACUGCCAGAUGGAGCCCCUCCUCCCCAGCAGCAGGGUGGUGCGCGGGAGACUGUGGAGCGCAUCAGGGAGCUGGAGCGACAGCUGAAGGAUAGCAUGAACACCUCCACCCACAGGGAGGCGCUGUGGGCACAGGAGGAGCAGGCGCGCACUGCAGCACAGAGACAGUUAGAGGAGUUGAUGGGUGCUCUGGAAAAGACCAGGCAGGAGCUGGAUAUCACCAAACAGCGCCUGUCUUCUACCCAGAAUUCCCUUGCCGAACGUGACGGUCACCUGAACAGCAUGCGGCAGGAACGCAGGAAACAGCUAGAGGAGAUUCUGGAGAUGAAGCAGCAAGCGUUGUUGGCAGCCAUUAGCGAGAAAGAUGCGAACAUCGCCCUGCUGGAGCUCUCCGCCUCCAAGAAGAAGAAGACCCAGGAGGAGGUGAUGGCCCUCAAGAGGGAGAAGGACCGCCUCAUGCACCAGCUCAAGCAGCAGACCCAGAGCAGGAUGAAGCUCAUCGCUGAUAACUAUGACGACGGGCACAUGCAUCCCCCCCACCCUCAUCAUCCUCCAGCCCACCACCCCCACCCCCACCCGGGGCACCACCGGGGCCCGCCACGAGGACCCCCCCACGCCGCCAACCACCGACCCCCCCCAGACCAGGACGAUGAGGAGGGCAUCUGGGCGUGACCGUAGCCAUGGAAACGGAUGCUCCAUUUUGGUUGGCAGGGAUGAGCUGGUUAUUGUUGAGGAGGUGAAAAAGGUCUGAACCUGAGUCCAUGUUUCUGUCCCCCUUUCUGACGUUUUGAGGACCCUACGUUUGUCUGAGAUGCACCAUCUCUCUCUCUCACACACACACACAUACACACACACACACACACACA
Messenger RNA from Alosa sapidissima (American shad), 3974 nucleotides. RefSeq names its product ERC protein 2 (gene erc2). The record is from RefSeq and is a predicted model, not a curated record. Gene Ontology annotation, cellular component: cytoskeleton of presynaptic active zone. Gene Ontology annotation, biological process: neuromuscular synaptic transmission; maintenance of presynaptic active zone structure; regulation of synaptic plasticity. Lineage: Eukaryota; Metazoa; Chordata; Actinopteri; Clupeiformes; Clupeidae. Gene Ontology annotation, molecular function: structural constituent of presynaptic active zone.